Linum trigynum is the source of this 746-nucleotide messenger RNA. The record is from the annotation of a GenBank genome assembly. Lineage: Eukaryota; Viridiplantae; Streptophyta; Magnoliopsida; Malpighiales; Linaceae.
CUAGCGAUGAUGAUGACCUGAUCGAUGCUGGGCGAGAGUUGCCCGAUGAUGGCGGCGGCCAUGGCGACGUCGUGGACAACAGUUUUAGCUUUGCUGCAGCAUAAAAUAAAAAAUAACUAACUCGACAUAAAACGAGGGCACCUUCUUCUUCCUACGCCUUUCAUUCAAUACUUGAUUAUUCCUUGUCCAAAACGGCAAAGGAAAAAGAAAACCAUACCCUUCUCAAAAUCCCAACCCUUUUAAUCGCCGGCGGCCAUGUAUCCCCCAGCCUUGUCCAGACCAACUCCCGCCCCGACGACGACGCCGAACCAGCUGAGCACGAUGAUGAUACACCACCACCACCAACCGGCCGGAAAAUCCAACACAACGUCUUACAACCUCAUCAAGGAGAUGAAAACCAAGGGCGCCACCGAUGUUUGCCACAGCGACGCCAAGUGCAGGGAGAAGUUCAACCUCCUGCUCGCGGAAAUUGGCUUCCCCGGUCGCGUGCUACUUGCUACUGUCGAGGAGAUUGAGGAAUGCGGGCACAUUAAAGAAACAGGGUUGGUGUGUCUGAAGCACAAGAAGACGAAGGAUCACUACAAGUUCAACACCGUCGACGUCUGCUGUGACGUCGUCGUGACGGCGUCUUUCGAGCGGCGGAGGAUCAGGAACCUGAGUGGGGUCAAGGCUAAUUUAUUUAUCUUAAUCGCUAAUUUAUUUAUUUUACUGUGAGUUGGACAUUAAAAUAAAUUUUAUUUUAUUUU